GAGACAGGGUAUGUAGUCAUGGAGGGUACGGUAUGCGAGGUAUUUGAAUUCCAGCGUGCUGCAGCCUGGCGCUAGUGGGUACUGUUGAUGGAGGGAUUGGGGAUUGUGGAGGGCUUGUUUUGUGAUGACCUCAGCUGAUGAUGGGGAUGGGAGGCAUUGUUUUGGAAGAAUGGGUAUGCUGUGGAUGAGGGAUUUAGGAUUGUGGAGUGGUGUUUUUUUAUGACCUCAGCUGCUGAUGGGGAUGGGAGGCAUUGUUUUGGAAGAAUGGGUAUGCUGUGGAUGAUGGGUAGGUGAGUAUGGAUCAGCACAAAAGGAGGGUUGGGUUGCCAACGAAUCACUUCCCUUCCCGCAGGUGUUGUCUUAGGGUUUUUUGACGUUGAUGGGACGAGCAGAAACUUCGAGUUAAGAGACAGCGAUUCGAAAAUCCUGCAUACAAAUGGGGUUUUGUUCAGUUUGGGGUCUUUUUGGGACGGUGCAUUGAGCAGAGAAGCUGGGUUUAAUCUUGUUUUGUGUGUUGGAAGUGGUUUGUGGAUGUUAGGAAAGAGGGAAAAGGAAGGGAAAUGGAGAAAUUUUCAGGGAAUAGCUGUUGGAAGAUGGAAAGGAGUGGUGCAGGCGGUGGGGGGCCGUGGAAAGUGGCCCGGACUGACUCCUUCAACUGUACCGAGUCGAAAAUGGAAAUGGGCAGUGUUACUGAUGAUAAUCAGUAUCAUCUGAUGCGUAACAGUGGGCGCAGCAGUAGCAGUUUUGUGUCAGAGGACCGUCUGGCUGUCUCGCCUGCAAAUUCAAAUUCAACUCCUACCGAGGCGAUCGUAUUCGGUCAUGAAAGCAGUGCUGCCUGUGAGGGCAGGCUUUACAGAAGCGACUCAGUGAUUUCACCAGGAGGAACAGUUGGGGAAAGGUGCAGUUUGCCAGUGCCAUUUCACUUACACCACUACAAACCUGCAGGGAUGAUGCCUCCUUUGCCUUUGUGUUUUCCACCCAUGGGAAGAGGAGAGAUGGGGAUGGUAACAGCAGUACGUUCUUCGCCCUUUAGUCCAUCGCAAUGGCGGGAACUGGAGCAGCAGGCGUUGAUUUUCAAGUACAUGACGGCCGGCAUUCCAGUCCCGUCAGAUCUGCUCCUCACCUUUCGAAAAAGCCUGCCUCCAUUUGGUGCAGUUGCAGGAUCCUCACCCUAUCAUCAUCUUCCUCACACCACACUGACUUCGUGGAGCCCGUUUCAGAUGGGAUAUGGGGGAAAUGUUGAUCCAGAACCGGGCAGAUGUCGGAGAACUGACGGCAAGAAAUGGCGGUGCUCAAGAGAUGUGGUACCCGAUCAGAAAUACUGUGAGCGCCAUAUGCACAGGGGCCGUCAUCGCGGUUCAAGAAAGCCUGUGGAAGGCUACACCGCCACUACUACUAGUACUACUUCUAAUCUUCGCCAUAGCAGCACUUCCGGGAGAAAAGACUUGUCCUUGAGCAGUGCUGAUGGGAAUCAAUUUCAACACUUUUCAGUGCAGCAUAGUGGUGGUGGUGGUCAUGGUGGGCCAUCUCCAUCUGCCACAGUAAACGAAACCAAAGAUUGCAGGUACUUGAAUGGAAUUAAAGGCGAGGAUGAUAUUCUGUCAGCUAAGGUGUCGGGCAGCAAUGAAUGGCGGGUGGCGCCCAAAUACAAUGGGUCUUCUAGUUCUCCACAGCUAAAAAGUCUCAUGGGUCAGCAAUUUGGGCUUAUGAGCGAGGGAAACCAGGCUGAGAAUUUCGAUACAAAGCAACACCAGCAUUCUUUUUUGGGUGUCUGUAGUAACAGGAGAUAUGGGACUAUACAGGAGAGUGGGCAAGAGGAGAGGCCGUUGCGACAUUUCUUGGACGAUUGGCCUAGAUCGGAUACGGAGGAGAGUUCGAGAUCGAAACAGAAUAACUCCACCACCCAACUCUCCAUAUCGAUUCCAAGUGCCACAAACAGUUGGUCUCCUCGGGGCAAGUUAUCACUUUCCCCUCUGAAAUUAACAAUGUCUGGGGAUGGAAAUGAGGAGGAUCCUAUUGGAAUGGAUCCUGUUGAAAUGGGUCUUGGUGUGGGCAUGAAUAUGAAUAUGGACGUGGAAGAGCGGCAUGAUCGGCCACACAGCUGGAUACCCAUUGCAUGGGAGAACAAUCCAAUAGGGCUGUUGGGUCCCUUAGCAGAAGUUCUUCAGUCAUCAACACCAGGAGGGAACAAGCCUGGCCUUAAUCUCAUGGAGGAGGACAACAACAACAACAACAACAACAAAAGUGAGGAGCUUAGAGAGAGACAGAGUUCUGGAAGCUGCUUUGAAUCAUCCCCAACAGGUGUUUUACAGAAAACAUUUGGUUGUGUUUCAGACACCAACAGUGCAGCCACUUCCAAAACAGAUUCUUCAAGCCAAAUUGCUUCCUCAUAAGCCCUUCUUCUUCCUGUUGGGGUGGGCAUUGAGCAUAGAUGAUCAUUAGGACCUUAUAAUCACCUCACCUUACCUCCAUGGUUUCCUCAUUCUGGUUUAGAGACACGCUAAAAUAUACUGUUGGGAGACGUCUAGACAUUGUUUUAUGUACUACAUUUGUGUGUGCACCAUUACUACCAUAAUGCAAAUUUGUUGUUAGUUUUAUAACCCAUAUUACAAAUUUGCAGUUGAGUUGAGAUAUCCAGUGCGAGUGACUGUAUUCAUUGUGUUGCAGAAAGUGGAGGUGCUGGGAGAAUCAUGGGUUCUACUUCCAAUUGAUCAUCAUGCUCAAUCAUUCAUUCUAACUUCUCAUGGAGAACCCACCACUGGAGUUCACUUCAUUACAAGCUAUAAGCUAAGCUAAUCUAAGCUCUAUUUCUCUCAGGCUUUUGGGGUUUUGUUGAAAGUUUUUUUCAACUCCAUGAUUAUGCUUUGUUUCAACAGAGUGAAUCAUAUAUAUGUCUUACACCUUUUGUAUUAAAUCGAAGAAAAGCUUAAAUC
Molecule: messenger RNA, 2933 nt
Organism: Cryptomeria japonica (Japanese cedar)
Lineage: Eukaryota; Viridiplantae; Streptophyta; Pinopsida; Cupressales; Cupressaceae
Product: growth-regulating factor 5
Exons: 4
Coding region: 561-2393 (610 amino acids)
Biological process (GO): DNA-templated transcription; developmental process; regulation of DNA-templated transcription
Cellular component (GO): nucleus
Molecular function (GO): ATP binding
Source: RefSeq, a predicted model, not a curated record